AUGGCCGCGAUAUCGUCUGAGCUCACAGGUCUACCGCCGACUCUGUGCGAGUAUCUAGAGACAAGAUUCGAAUACUUCAUCAACACUCAAGACUUCUUCCUGCGAAUGCCUUCCGCCAAGUACGAGAUUAUCCAGAUGCGACUUAUCAUCCUCCCAACCCUAAGACUCGAGCAGCUGUAUUCUCAGCACCAAAUUCAAUGUCCGUUCUCAGCAACUGGAUCCGGGGACAUCAAGAUCAAGCGAAGUGACCUCAAGCCUGACAAUCAGAUCAGAUGCCAAAACCUGAAAAGGCUGGUCCUAGUUUCGUAG
Molecule: messenger RNA, 309 nt
Organism: Cladophialophora psammophila CBS 110553
Lineage: Eukaryota; Fungi; Ascomycota; Eurotiomycetes; Chaetothyriales; Herpotrichiellaceae
Exons: 2
Coding region: 1-309 (102 amino acids)
Source: RefSeq, a predicted model, not a curated record